AACCGCCGCUGAAGUGCAUUGGCAAAAGCAGUCGGUUCGUGAUUACCGCGUUAAGCAGACGUACGUUGGCUCACGCUGCUCUCACUCAGCACUCAAACACAAACUAUUGAAGGUGAAUGGCAUCGGCUGAAAGGACUCGUCAACAUUUGUAGCCAAAAUAACGGAAAAUUAAUUCGUGAUAUACUUUAUGUGUGACAGUGGUGAAAAGCACAAAUAUUUGUAAAAAGAAAACAUCGUUUUUUUUUGUAGAUGGUGCCGUUAGUUAAAAGCACAACUGUCAAAACCUCUGUCCCUGCUUGUCAUACACCAAACCAGUGAGGCAUUUAAUUGGCCCGACGCAAACAUUUUCCACAACAAAACGUGGUAAAAUAAACGUCAAUAUGUGGCGCGUGCGCACCGGUUUCAUAGUGACACUGCUGAUUGUGCACAACGUGUUGUUUGGCGGGAUUAGGCCGGCGCGCUCCCUGAGCGUGCGCUCCAAUUUGGAAAUUGUUAAGCAAUGGAAGCUUUUCUCGUAUGAAUUUCCGCCACAUGCACCCGUCUCCGACACCAACUACUACAAUCCGAUAACUAUAGUGCCAACGAGUAUGACAGUGGGUUAUGACCGGAUUUACAUUGCUACACCCAAGCUCUUUGCCGGCGUGCCGACAACUGUCAGCUAUGUAUCGAAGUCGGACUACAGCCAGUCACCGAUAUUGCGUUCUUACCCCGAUUGGUCGUAUACGGUUAGCGACCGCAGCUCGUUCAACUGCAGCGACUCAUAUUUGGUGUCCGUAUAUCGCAUGCGCAUCGAUUCUUGCAACCGUUUGUGGAUUUUAGACGCCGGUGUUUCGCGCACUUUCGAAGACUCCGAACAAACUUGCCCACCCAAAAUACUGGUAUUCGAUUUGAAUACAGAUCAAGUGGUUCGACGCAUCGACUUUCCAAGCGAUGUCUUGCGCAAUCAGUCGAUCCUCGUCAAUUUGAUCGUUGACGAAACGACUUCUAUUUCAGGAACUUGCGACGAUGUCUUUGUCUACAUCGCGGACACUGUGAGACCUGCGCUAAUUGUGUACGAUGGAGCACGUGAUAUGAUGUGGCGCCUCUCACACCCGGCUAUGUGGCCUGAUCCCGACCUGGGCUUGGUACAGGUGCUAAAUGACCGGUUCUUUAUUAUGGACGGCAUUAUUGGUUUAGCUUUCGACACAGUAAACGGAAUACUUUAUUUCCAACCACUGGCCACUGACCGCAUCUUCUCCAUAACCAAGGAUGCCCUAAGAGCUGGACCACGGCGUUUGCAUGACAUUUUACCGAUACGUUUCCUGGGCAAAAAGUCCUCUCAAGGCCUUCCGCUUUACCUUGCGCCACAGGAUGGAAGCCUGCUCUUCAGCCCGGUAACGGAAACUGCGAUCGUGUCUUGGAAUCCACAAACAAAGCAACAGGCGGUGCUUUUCUACGACGUUGAUGCACUGCAGUUCGUGGCCGAUAUAAGUGCAUCUCCAUGGGAGAGUGGCGUGGUCUAUGCCAUGUCCUCGAAAUUUAACCGCUUCACACUGGAAACGGUAAACAAGGAUGAGAUUAACUUCCGGCUCAUGCGAUUCAAGUAUCCCAGCAGAAGUGCCGUCUCGUCACAGCGGCUCUUCACGCCCUCCGAUCAAGUCAGAAGUCCUCUCUACACAAACGGUGAUAAUUUGAGUACUUUCAAUAACACAUUUUACAGGAGCGGGGUUGAACGUUCAGUACCAACACAAAACCUAGCCUUUAGUCUUGAGCCGAGUGCAAAAAUUUAUCAGUUUCAAGGCGUUCGAAAUGGUCUGCAUGCAUUGAGCGGAAACAGUGUGCCGACAUCGGCUAAUGUUGUUCAUCUCGGCCAUCUGGGCUACAGUUACAGGCUGGACCACAGCGGAAACUAAGUUAAAUAUCUUCUACUAUGAAAUGAGAAAAUGUAAUAAAUAUACGUACCUUCAUUGUUUAAGAAA
Molecule: messenger RNA, 1958 nt
Organism: Bactrocera oleae (olive fruit fly)
Lineage: Eukaryota; Metazoa; Arthropoda; Insecta; Diptera; Tephritidae
Product: major royal jelly protein 1
Cellular component (GO): extracellular region
Source: RefSeq, a predicted model, not a curated record